Molecule: messenger RNA, 693 nt
Organism: Sclerotinia borealis F-4128
Lineage: Eukaryota; Fungi; Ascomycota; Leotiomycetes; Helotiales; Sclerotiniaceae
Source: the annotation of a GenBank genome assembly
AUGGAACUACUUUGGGAGCGCAUGGCGAACGGCGGAGAUUCUGCUGAGAAACCAGUCGAUAUGCUGCAGUGGAUGCUGGACUCUACUCGCAAGAAGACUCCUCAAAUGAUUGAACGACUAGCCCAACACACUAUGCUAUUUUUUUUCGCUGGUGCUAAUGCACCACCUAUGCUCUUAAGCUUUGCGCUCAUGAAUUUAUGUAAAUAUCCCGAGUACCUCGAGCCCCUCAGAGAGGAGAUAAUGCGCCUAGAACACGAACCGGAAAACGAGGCGAAAUACGACUCGAUGAUUCUCAUGGACAGUUUUCUUAAAGAAACCUCAAGACUUCAGCCACUACUCUCAUUUACCAUGGCACGUAAAGUUCUGAAACCCUUCACCUUCGCCGAUGGCACCCAUGUGCCAAAAGACAUUUGGAUCUGUGCUCCACAGCAUAUCAUGAACCUAGAUGAAGCGAACUAUUCGUCACCAAACACGUUUGAUCCUUUUCGCUUUGUUCCUAGCACGAAGGCAUCUGUAGACGAGGUUCAUGCAUCCAGAUUCACAACUCCCAGCCACAAUUUCUUAUAUUGGAGCGGCCCUAAGAGACCUUGGGAAGACAGUCUACAUUUCCAGUCGCGUCUUUCAUUGAUACUUCCUAUGCUACGAUGCGAUUUAUCUCCCAGAUUUCUCGACGUUAAAGUCACCAAAUAUUGA